Strongyloides ratti is the source of this 1548-nucleotide messenger RNA. RefSeq names its product Prolyl 3-hydroxylase OGFOD1. Gene Ontology annotation, biological process: regulation of translational termination; peptidyl-proline hydroxylation. The record is from RefSeq and is a predicted model, not a curated record. The transcript has 4 exons. Gene Ontology annotation, molecular function: peptidyl-proline dioxygenase activity; iron ion binding; L-ascorbic acid binding. Lineage: Eukaryota; Metazoa; Nematoda; Chromadorea; Rhabditida; Strongyloididae. Gene Ontology annotation, cellular component: cytoplasm. Bases 1 to 1548 code for a protein of 515 amino acids.
AUGGACAAAAAUGAAUACUUUAAGAUUAAUGAUAUAUAUUUAAAAGACACUUUUACAUUAGAAAAGGAGAAUAAACCUUUUCCCGUUAAAAUAUUAAAAAAUUUCGUUGAAAAUGAGGAAGCUCUUAAAGAAUUAAAAAAAGCUCUCAAAGAAACUCUAGAUUUAAGUGAAUUACCAGAAAAUGAAGAUAAACAAAUUAUUAAAAGUUUUGUUCAAUUUAUAAAAGAAGAUGUUAAAGAGUAUAUAAAAAAAGUUACUGGAUUUGAGUUAACAGAUAAAGUCACUUUAACUGGAAGUAGUUAUAAACAGGGAAAUUAUUUGUUACCGCAUAAUGACCAGAUUUCUAACAGAAAGGUUGCUUUUAUUUUAUAUUUGAAUGACAAAGAUAAAAAGAUUGAAGGUGGAAAGUUGAAUUUAUUUGAUGUCGAUGAGAACGAGUUUCCAUUAAAUGUUGUUUAUAUUUCUAACAAAAGUUGGCAUGAGGUUGAAGAAAUAUUAAAUAGUAAUGUUGAGAGGCUUAGUAUCAAUGGAUGGUUUCAUGUAAAAGAUGACAUUGACAUUGUCAGAAAAGAUAUUCCUGAUCCAAUAAAAGAAAUUAUUAAAGAGGAUUUUGAUUUAAGUUUAUUUUUAUCAAAUAGAAUGCUUGAUGACAAAUAUAUGACUGUUAUUAAAAAAAGAUUUGAAGAAGAUUCAUAUGUGGCUUUAGCUGAUUUUUUAAAAUCUGAUGUAUUGGAAAAUAUUAAUAAAGAAUUAAAAAAAGUUAAAUUUAAACAGGAAGGUCCAUGGCAUAAAAAAAAUAUUAUGGUUAUUGAUGAUGAUUCACUUGAAGAAGAUUCAAUUUUAAAAAAAUUUUUAAUCUGUUCACAAUCAGAUACUUUUAUGAAAUAUUUUUCUUAUAUCACAGGUUUACAUUUUGUUGAUAUUCCCGGUGCUGUUACAUCUUAUAAUGGAAUUGAAAGUAAAGAGGAAACUGAUGAUGUUGAAGAGAGUGGACCUUCAAAAAAAGCAAAAUUAGACAUUCCUGUGGAGGAUGUUACAACAACAAAUGAGAAGGAUGGAGAAAUUACAAUGUGUCAUAAAUUUUAUAGAAUUUCAAAAAAAUGUUAUAUUUGUGGUGAUGAUCAGGUUGCAGAAAAAGCUAGUAAAAAUGGGUGGUCUUUAGAUAUAAAGUUUUUCUUUACUGAUACUGAAUGGAAUAAUAAAGAAUUUGGUGGUUAUACAUCAUACAUAACACCGUAUAAUGAAAAAGAAAUUUUUAGAAUUGAACCUUUUAGUAAUGUUUGUUUUAUUGUAUUUAAAGAACCUAAAUGUUUUGAUAUAACAAAAUAUGUUAAACAUUGUUGUGGUGAUAAUUAUAUGAAUUGUUUAAGUAUUACAUACAUGGGAUUAAAUAAUGAUGUUGAUGAAGAAGAAGAGUAUUUAGAUGAAGAGACAGGUGAAGGAAUUUAUCUUGAUGAAGAAUUUGAUGAGGAAAAUUGUGAAGAAGAACAACAUCAAGUUUCUGAAAAUAUUCAUAGUCCACAUGAAGAGACAGAUGAAGAUGAAUAA